ACUUGAGUGCAACAACGAUGACCAGAAAAAUGGUUUUCAAAUUAUUUUUGAGUUUAUUGUGUUUUACAGUAGUUCUAGCGAAACCCAAAACAAUUGACUUAGUAGCUGAAGAAACAAAACAGUUUGAACAAGGUGAGGGCAAAGCUUUUGAAGCAACUCACCAUUCAGCCGAAGGUGAAGAGGGCAAAAAAGGAUAUUCCGCACAUCAUGUUAAUGAAAAAGGAGAGACAGGUCACCACGAUAAAGAAAGGCAUCAGAAGGAGUAUGCUGAGGAGGGUGGAAAUAAAAAAUCCCACCAUCAUGAUGAUGGGUACUACGCUUCUGGACAUAAAGGCAGUCAUGGUGAGAAAGGAUACCACUUUGUUGAUAAAGGCAGUUAUGCCAAGGGUCAUGAUACUAAAGGCCAUCACAAUGUUCAUAAGCUAAACGAGUUCGAGAAAAAAAAGGAAUUUUUCGAUGAAGAUUAUGAUGAAUCGCACAAAGAAAAACAUGGAGGAUUCGAGCAAGGGAACUCUUUUGAAAAAGAAGAUUUUCAGAAAGGAGGACAUGCAAAAAAAGUUUUUUAUGAAGGUGCAUAUGGUGCUAAAGGUUUAGCUGAAAAAGGAGAUUAUAAUAAAGAAGAAGGAGGUCGCAAAAAAGCUGCUGGGAAUGAUCAGUAUUUUAAAGAAGCUGAGCAGUUUGCGAAAAAAGAGGGCGCUGAUAUUUUUAAGGAACUAGGAUAUAGCGAGAAAGAUAAAAUAUAA
Molecule: messenger RNA, 743 nt
Organism: Anthonomus grandis grandis
Lineage: Eukaryota; Metazoa; Arthropoda; Insecta; Coleoptera; Curculionidae
Exons: 3
Coding region: 18-743 (241 amino acids)
Source: RefSeq, a predicted model, not a curated record